This is a messenger RNA of Austrofundulus limnaeus, 2294 nucleotides long. It is a transcript of the gene fastkd4, whose product is annotated as transforming growth factor beta regulator 4. NCBI's taxonomy places the organism in Eukaryota, Metazoa, Chordata, Actinopteri, Cyprinodontiformes, Rivulidae. Gene Ontology annotation, biological process: regulation of mitochondrial mRNA stability; mitochondrial RNA processing. Gene Ontology annotation, molecular function: RNA binding. The record is from RefSeq and is a predicted model, not a curated record. Gene Ontology annotation, cellular component: ribonucleoprotein granule; mitochondrial matrix.
CUUGACGUCAAUUUCCUGCGACGGCGUCCACACUCGUUUCCUCGUGUGACCGGGUUCUGCCAAAUCUAUAAUUUCAGGUUCGGUGUGUGGGGUGGUGAUGAAGGUUUCUGAACCGUGAGAAACUUCCUUUCUUGCUCUUUUCCCGCCUGAGUCUGCUGUCUUUCAGGUCCGAUGGCCAACCGCCUGUUAUGCAGAUUUACCCACCUGCUCUGCAGGUCUUCCUCUCAGGCUCCAGCAACCGCUGCCGUUCGCCUGCUUCUUCCCGUGGUCGGACCAGCAGCCGUGUCCAGGCCUAAAGGCUGGUCGCGGAUCACAGAGAGAUUAAUGUGCAACAGUACAGCACUCUGUAAGAUUUCAUAUCCACGUGUAGCGCCAAAAUGUCCACUGGAAGAGCUGGUGGAAAAGGCACAGGCACCAGAGGAAAUCCUGUCUGCGUGGGAAAAGCAUGGAAAACGACCUAAUGAUGCCGCUUGGACUUUAACAAAGUGGACCUAUUUGAUGGUAAAAACGAGGGGGAAAUUUACCAAGUACGACCCAGAGCUGCUGUCAGAUUCAAGGCUCAAGAAUAUSAUGAAAACCUUAACUCAAAAAAUAUCAUUAGUGGUCAACUCCAGCCUGGUGACUGUGUUACAGACUUUUUGGAUUCUGAAGGUACCGUCCACCCACCCAACGUUCAGUUCUGUGCGUUCAGAGGUCCUGUGGAGAUUGCGCAGGCUGUCAGUAAAGCACCUGGCCAUCCUAGUGUUCUCGAGCACAGUCAGAGGAGUACAGGACACASAGCUGUCGAACUUGGCCUUAAAACAACUGGAGCUGCGCUGGAUUGAGAUCAAAGAUGCUCAAACUGUCACUAUGUUGCUAUCCACAGGACAGUCUUUGUUGCCUUCUUUACAGGACAAACUUGAAGACAAGGCUUUGGAACUCGCGGAGAGCUUKUCAACUGAAGACAUUCGCCAUAUCUGCAAAUCUUUGGCAGUUCAGAAUCGCAGAAGUGUCUCGCUGCUCAAAGCUAUGKCCUACCACCUCCUCCAGAAGCCAUCAGUGGAGUUCACCACCCCAAUAAUAAUGGACUUGGCCUUCGCUUAUGCGAAGCUGAACUUCCAUAAUUCUCAGCUUUUUCAACGACUGUCCCAUGAAUUGUUGCCCAGAGUUCCUGAGCUCAGGCCGUUUGAGGUCACACACUACGCAAAGUCACUGGGCUUCCUCAAAUGGCUCCACAUUCCUCUCUUUGAGGCCUUUGCUGAGCACUACACAGAAAACAGUCAAAUAUACAACCUUUUCCAGCUCUGCAAUCUGCUCAUGACUUUUGCCAGAGUGGCCUUCCAGCCCAAAAAAGGAGAGCAGUUUUAUAGCAAGGUUCACGAUGUGAUGGAGGAGUCCCUCGCAGACCUGGAGCCAUGUCUGAGGACAGAUGUUGCCUGGUCUCUGUGUGUGUUACAGCAGGCCAAACCUCACUAUCUCAUCCCGCUUUGUCAGCAAAGUCUUUUGACCAAAAUGUCCGAAAGCAAGCCAAGUCACGUGGAGACUUAUAAACUGAAGCUGCAGCACAUCGCGGCCACGCUCCUCCUGGAGCAUCCUGGUUCCUCUUCGAUCGUCCUGCCCAUCCCAGCCUCCAGCUCCAACCCGUCCGAGCUGGAGAUCAGUCUGAGGGAAGCGCUGCAAAGUUUGGUGGGUGGGAAAACGGAGAGCCUUCGCACCGGUGUUAACACUGUGUAUGGAUGGACGAUUGAUGGAGAGAUGGUCGUGGACUGUGACAACAAACCAAUUGACUUGUCGACACUGAAAGCCCCUCAUUUACCAGGUGGAGGAGGAGACCAGAACCUACCAGCAGGGACACGACGGUGCCGUAUUACGAKUGGCUGGAGAUGAAGACGGACUGGCAGAAACUGGCCUACCUGAAGGGCAAGAUAGGGAAGGCUGUGGCUGAGGACAUGGCCAAGUAAACUGAACAGCCUCCACUGAGUCAGCGUGGGCCCCACAGGGAACACACACACACACACACAUCCACCCACAUCCACGCUCGCAUCGGUGCGGCGUUGCAUAUUUGAGCUUUUCGUUCCCCUGGCAACAUGUGGGGCUUUCCCUGUUUCCAUAGUGACGAUGGUUUGGCUCAUAAGCGAGGCAGAAAUAAACACAACAGAGAUCUGAUCGAGGACCUGAUUCUUUACGUCUAACAGUUCUGAUGUUCACUGGAAUUUAGGUGAAAAAUGCUUCGUGUCAGGUUAGAAAUAUAUUCAAAUAAUUUAUCUCUGUGACCCACGUCAGCUUGUGAUGGAAUAAAGUGUUUUUAUAGUCAU